This is a messenger RNA of Drosophila willistoni, 1572 nucleotides long. RefSeq lists its product as uncharacterized. The coding region runs from base 216 to 1373 and encodes 385 amino acids. The record is from RefSeq and is a predicted model, not a curated record. Lineage: Eukaryota; Metazoa; Arthropoda; Insecta; Diptera; Drosophilidae. The transcript has 5 exons.
AUAUAUACGUAUAUAUAUUUACUUUCGGAGGCCAUAAGAACUCGCAUAAAAAUCAAACAAAUGUGAAAAAUAACUAAACAAAUUUCUAGUUGGAUAAAGUCGUGAAAUUUCAUGAGAUAAAAAUGUAAAAAUAAAUUAUACUUCAUGUGAGAGAAUUAUCAAAAAAACUAUAAAUUCUACAAGGAAAAAAAAACAAAUAAAUUCCCCAAGUAAUCAUGGAGCUAAUCAGAAAGUACAAACAGGGAAAGCUAACCACUGGUGAUAUACGAAAUCUGAAUAAUAUAGUAAUAUGUCUACUGAUACUCGUUGCUGUUUUUUCCAUUGUAUGGAGCUUUUCGCUGCGGAUGUUAUCAAAUGAUUUCUAUGAUGGCAUUAUCAGUCCCGAACUACAAUUUCGACGACGCGAAGAGCAUUCAAAUCAGGAGGUAUUCCAUAGAGAUUUUGUCAGGAUACGACAGUCAUUUAGUUAUGGCAAUAGGAAUACCAUAGAAAAUGAUGCCAUAACUGAAUCUCUAACCACCGAAAGCCAAACUUCAAUGCCAAUCGUCUCGCAUAUCUAUGCACUGAAGGAGGAUCGAUCAAUUCCUGAACGUAGAAUUGCCGAAGAAAAUAAAACCACAAAGGCUACCACGAAAUCUCCACAGCCAACUGUGGAGCCCAAUCCUGAAGCAGAUCUUCAAUUUCUGGAGCAUAUGUCUAUUGAUAUACAUACCACAAUAUGGAGCAGAGGAUUAAGUGCUCAGUUUGUUUAUGCAUUUCCUAUAUUAUCUGAAAUUCUGGCCGUUAUAUGGACAGCAAUGUGCCUGAUCUUUCGAACGGGCAGCAAAAAGAACUCCGUUUUGCCGCAACCUUGGCGUAUUGUAGUUCCAUCGAUAAUAAUUUACACCCUAAUGAGCUUGGCCAGUGUGGCAUAUACGAUUGUAACGAAUGGACAUUUGAAGCGUUUAUGCGGCCAGCUACGUCAGAAUGUCACAACUCCAAUCAGUUGUGGCGAUGCCAUUGCCCUGCUGCGUCCCUAUAUACGGGAACAUUAUGUCUCCCAUGAUGUGUACUUGGACCUCUUCCGUGCCAGCUAUAUAAUUGUAAUGGUGCUCUGGCUGAUGGCAUUAAUUAUAACAGUGUUGCGCUUCAUUUUUGCUGUCGACUUCCAAUUGGUCGACAUCGAUGAAAUGUUUGACCAACAUCGAGCUGAGGUGCCUCCCCAGAUGGUCUCCAUUCAGCCAGUUUAUACAGAGAUCGUGCAAAGCAGUCCACAGCAUCAGCAGAUCGAACCAGGACAGAGGCCACGAUCCGAAGAUGAUUAUCAGAGUGCCAAGUCUCGAUUGAGUGACCUGGCUAUGCCGUUGCUUGAGCAACGGACGAGUUUAGCAUAGAAAUUAAAUGUUUUAAUGCAUUAUGUAUACUUAAGCACAUAUAAGCAAUCUCAGGUUUAUUUUUAUACUAAAAUAACUAUAAUAAUGUUCAGUGAUCAUUUAAUUGAUUAUUGAUUGAUGUACAUAAGCUUAAAACAAGGAACUAGUGCCUCGAAAUAAAAUGUAUAGGUUUAUGAUGCCUUCACUUAGCAUAUGUAAA